AUGGAUUCUCACCCUCAUUUCUCAGACAUUUCUCUUGAUGAACUCUUAUCUGCCUUUGAAACUGUUGAUUCUAUCCAUGAUGACACUUUGUCGGCCCAGCCAUUUGAUCUACAGAACGCUCUGGAUGGCCUUUCCAAUCAACUUCACUUGCCUGAUGCCUGGUUCCCUGAUGGUGUGUUUCCGACUUUCGAGAUGGAACCCCCGAGUGCUCCGCCACAGGAUCUCGAGGCCACAUUAGCAACUCUGUUCGAGAACGUACCGCUUGAUGCGCAAUUUGAGAGCAUAUCGCUUCCGGUUCCUAGUGACUCGGUGGAACCUAAUACCUGGGACGACACUACGUUCGACCAAAUACUCCGGUCUCUCGCUUCCGAUUCUACAGUAUCUGCUUCGCUUGAACAGCCUUCGUUGACUGACCUGAGUUCAUUUCUUUCGCAACCAUCUACCACGCCACAGUUCGCCUCUUAUGGAGAUCUGGUUGCCUCUAUUGACUUUGCUAUACAAGGAUCAUCUGAUGCGACGAGUCUAGGCAACUUUCAGUCUUUCGGCGACGCGUUCAGCACAAACACACUCAACAGCGACGCGUUCGGCACAGACGGGUUCAACACGGACGGGUUUGCCACGGAUACGUUCACCGCGGGCGCGUUCUCCGGAGAUGCGUUCGAUAUAGAUGCGUUCCCCGCAGACGCGUUCAGCACAGAUGCGUUUACCGCAGAAUUUUUCGCCACAGAUGUGUUCACCGCAGAUGUGUUCAGCACAGACGCGUUCAGCACAGAUGCAUUCACCGCAGACGCAUUUCCCAUAGAAGCGUUCGACAUAUCUAACGUACAGGAUCCCGGUGAUUAUUUCUCCAUUGAUCAGUUAAACGCUCCAUCUGGCCAUGACGCGUCGGCAGCAGAUGAAGGACAGCCGCCAGAAGCAUGCCACUCUCCAGACGCGGGUGCUUCGCAGCUCCAAACUAACCCUACAUCACAACCUUCUGUAGAUUUAGAACCAACGCCGCUGGUACCCGAAGUUUCUGAGGGUGGCUCAGACGCAUCUAGCUCACAAUUACUACCACCCCUCAGCGAUGAGGAGGUGGAGUCCAUCCUUCGCGAGAAGCUCCGUAUUCAAGAGCCUACCAAACUUGACCUGUGGGCGCUUCCCGACCCUCCUGUAGGAGAGCCGCCGCGUUAUCCCUCCAGGACACUGGGUUGCCUUGCGAUAUGGGGGAGCCCGCACAAACGACUCCAGCUGCAGGAAAUAUACCAGGCCCUGAUCGACCGGUUCAGUUGGUACAAAGAGCAUCCCAAUGACAAAACCUGGAGAGAGAACAUCCGCAACGCGUUGACGAGGACGUAUCUAUUUCAGCCUGCCAAAGAAGACGGCACUCCGGUUUAUGGUAAAGGUGGCAAAGCCUGGUGGCAGAUAGACGGCAGGGCCAACAAGGGUGUCAAGAGGUCACAGGGUUUGAAGAUCAAGAAGCCAGUUCGACGCAAGGCACACCGUGAUCCCAACAUCCCGAUUUUUCUGCCGCCGCGACCGAGCGGUGAGGAGGUGGAGGCCGUACUCCGCAAAGAGUUCAAGAUUCCUCAAUAUAUAAAGCUCGACCUUUGGGCCCUCCCCGACCCACCUGCGGGGCAGCUGCCACGCUUUCCAUACAGGAUACUCAUCUGCCUUGCGAUAUGGGGUAGCCCGCAGAAGCGGCUUCAGCUACGGGAUAUCCGGCAGGCUUUAAUGGACCGAUUCGAAUGGUACAGGGAACAUCCAGACGACAAAACGUGGAGGGAGAAUAUCCGCAACGCGCUGGUGAAGAUAUACUGGUUCCGAUCUGUCGACGAAGAUGGUAUUCCCAUUGCUGGUGGUGUAGGUAAAACGGUCUGGUGGGAGAUAGACGUCUGGGCUGAGAGGGGCUCGAAACAACACCCAAGAGACAAAGAUUAAAACCGCAACCUCUUUUUGCUGCGAAUGCGGGAUAAACCUGACAAGCACCUCGCAGAGCGCUGACGAUGCUUGCGAGAUGUCGCUACCUAGCCUCCACGUUCCCCCGUCAGAUGUCGACAAGACGGAAACGUCCAGGGUAGAAGGAAGGAGGAAGAAGUGCCAGACAUGGAAACCGGCGCGAAUGCAUCCCAGGUGUCGUCGAUUGAGGCCAUUGGCCCUCCGUGGCAGUCGGUCCGACUCAGCCUGGUUCUUGCACCUCUCGAGUACCCGUGUUUUCUUGUGUCACAUCAUGUACCAUGAUCUAUGCCAUGAUCUAUGUCAUUUUAUGUAACUCAG
Coniophora puteana RWD-64-598 SS2 is the source of this 2256-nucleotide messenger RNA. RefSeq lists its product as uncharacterized. The transcript is spliced from 5 exons. Gene Ontology annotation, molecular function: DNA-binding transcription factor activity, RNA polymerase II-specific; RNA polymerase II cis-regulatory region sequence-specific DNA binding. The coding region runs from base 1 to 1920 and encodes 639 amino acids. Gene Ontology annotation, biological process: regulation of transcription by RNA polymerase II; cell differentiation; anatomical structure morphogenesis. The record is from RefSeq and is a predicted model, not a curated record. NCBI's taxonomy places the organism in Eukaryota, Fungi, Basidiomycota, Agaricomycetes, Boletales, Coniophoraceae.